AUUCAGUCUAUAAACAUUCACGAUGAGGAUAGUUUCUUGGUCAAUUUGUAUGCCGUUCAUUCUCGGUAUUUUGUUCUACAAAGUGUCGGCUGACGAGCUCGACUCGCCAAAAGCCGUUCGAAUAAUAACCCCAGUUAAUCAUACCUUCCUUUUGGAACUGAAUGAAUUGAAACCAAUUUUAGAAAACGAUAAUAUCAAAGAUCGGCAUGUUGUUGUUGUUUCCAUCGCCGGUGCAUUCCGACAAGGGAAAAGCUUCCUGUUGAAUUUUUUCGUCAAAUACUUACAAGCUCAGUAUAAGAGUCACAAUGUGUCGGAUUGGCUAGGAGAGCAUGAAACCAAUAGCCAAGUGAAUGGGUUCAAGUUUCGUGCUGGUCAAAAAAGAGAAACGAUUGGCAUUUGGACAUGGUCCGAAGUAUUCACUCAUGAUUUUGCCAACGGUGAAAAGGUGGCAAUCAUUUUGGUUGACACACAAGGAAUCUUUGACAGUAAAAGUAGUGUACGUGAUUAUACGACCAUUUUUGCUUUGACUAUGAUGCUGUCGUCAGUGCAGUGCUACAACCUCAUGCAAAAUGUAAAAGAGGACGAUUUACAACACUUGGAACUGUUCACUGAAUAUGGACGACUGGCUCUUCAGCACACCGAUGAGAAACCAUUUCAAAAAUUAUUGUUCAUUGUGCGAGAUUGGCCAUACGCAUUCGAAACACCCUACGGUUGGGACGGUCACAAAGUGAUCGACGAUUUUCUAUCUGAAAAUGAGGAUCAAACACCGGAGAUGCGUAUGCUGAGAACACGCGUCAAGGUUAGUUUCGAGCAAAUUCAGGCAUUUUUAAUGCCUCAUCCAGGUUUCAUCGUUGCGCAUGGAAGCAAUUUCACCGGUGAUUUGCGACAAAUUUCAUCAGAUUUCAUAAAGUACGCGAAAGACUUGGUGCCAGCACUUUUCGCCCCAGAAAAUCUCAUCGUCAAAAGGAUCAAUGGGGAGAAAGUUCGAGCCCGCGAUUUGAUUCAGUACUUGGAAUCUUAUAUGAACAUUUUCAAUGGAGACACACUACCGGAAGCGAAAACGGUUCUCAGGGCCACAGCUGAAGUAAGCUAUCAAAUUCUCUAUACAGACUAUUUAAACCAUUACAUCAAUACAAUGCAAAGAUCCAUAAACGAAGUACAAUCAUAUCUCAGCGAUACAGCACUUUUGGAACUUCACAAUAAUAUCAAAAGAGAAUCCUUAGCGAAGUUUUUGGCCAAACCAAAACUCGGCGGUGAUGAUCUGGCAUCGACUUUUCAAAAUAAAAUCGAAAGCAGCACAGAGGAAAAGUUCGGUUCGUUUAAGGCAGAGAAUGAGAGGAAACGCUCAGAAUUUAUUCAAAAGGCCAAUAUCCACAACGAGAUAAGAAUUGGUGAAAUCUUCGAGGCGGCUAAGAUGAAAGUACAAAGUCAUACAGAAAAUUCGAGCUCAGAUUUAAAAAUCCCCGAUUUGAGCAACGCGUUCAAUGCAGCAAAGCAUGUUGCUUUGGAAGAGUUCGACAGAAGUAAAAUGGGAGACGGUGAUAUUUCAAAUAGUUUCCGCGGGAGAUUGGACCAAAAUUUGAAUAACUUCCAAUCAGCGCUGAUAGGUACGUUAGAAAUAUUCAAUCAACGCCAGAAUCAUUUUACAAAUUCAAUGCAAAGCUCACUUGAUCGAGUUGAAUACUUCCGUUCGGACGAAUUCGUAAAUCUUCAUCAAAGAGUUAAAAAUGAAGCAAUGUCACAGUUUUUGGAGGUCUCACACCUAGAUGGUGCAUUGAAAUACAUCAUUCAAAAUAAACUCAAUCAAAAUAUUGAUGAAAAAAUCCGAUUCUUCGAAGGAAUGAAUACGGCCAAACAUACUAAUUUUGUUACAGGAGGUGAACUUAUAAAAACCGAAGUUGUCGCAUUCCGAUGGCCUGUGGCCACUGCCAGCUGUCAAACUGGCCAAAAGAUGAUGUCUGGUGGUGGGGAUUGCAGAUCUCAGGACGGCAGAGGCUGGACAUUUUUGGCGGGAAGUCAUCCUAUCAGUGACAGCCAAUAUACAGUGAGAUGUGAUACGCCAGAGCGGCAAAAUAUCAUAGCCUCUGCAUAUGUUGUUUGUAAAUAGUUAGAUAUGUUAGUGCCACUCAUCAUCCGAUAUAUUUUCGACUGCUAACAACGGCUCAUCUCCAUUCAAAUGCCACCGUUAUAUACGUAAAAAUUAAUGUUUGUUCCAUUUUUGUGAAUAAUAAACGUUGAGAUGAGAAUAGAAGCUGCAACUUAA
Messenger RNA from Sitodiplosis mosellana (orange wheat blossom midge), 2263 nucleotides. Its product is annotated as atlastin-like. Gene Ontology annotation, molecular function: GTPase activity; GTP binding. The transcript has 8 exons. The coding region runs from base 23 to 2107 and encodes 694 amino acids. The record is from RefSeq and is a predicted model, not a curated record. NCBI's taxonomy places the organism in Eukaryota, Metazoa, Arthropoda, Insecta, Diptera, Cecidomyiidae. Gene Ontology annotation, biological process: endoplasmic reticulum organization; protein homooligomerization.